CCCCAACGUUUUUGGGAUUUUAUUAUCUCCUCUGUCUGGUAACCGGGAGGGGAAACAGCAACCUGCUUUUUAAGCAACCUUUGCAACCUGUUGCAUUUCUUUUUUUAUAACAAGCUAUCAAUAACCUGUUGCAGAUUUUUUGUUUUUUAAUAGAAAGCGAUUGCUGGUUUGACCCCGCCACAUCUGCUGGAGCAUCGCAUCUGCUCACAAACUCGCGCCUGGACUUGCAACCAAAUCAAGCAGUUUGGCGGACUGGCAACCUGGUAUAUGCUACUGUUUGGACUAGCGAUCUGUUGCGUUUAUUCUUUAGAUCCCUCGUUUUCUAAAAAAAAGGAUCUGAACCUUGUUUGCACACCUUAAACUGCCACGGGAAAAUUCCAGGAAACAUUUUGGUCCUUUCUUUGUGGGAGAGGAGAAGCAGAGUGAAAAGAAGCGUGAUUUGGGUUUUAUUUUAUUUUUCACUUUUAAACCUCUUUCUAAAAUGCACUGCUAUCUCUUGAGCGUGUUCCUUACCCUGGAUCUGGCCACGGUGGCCUUUGCCCUCUCUACGUGCAGCACCCUCGACAUGGACCAAUUCAUGCGUAAGCGGAUUGAGGCGAUCCGAGGCCAGAUCCUGAGCAAGCUGAAACUCACCAGCCCUCCGGAAGAGUACCCAGAGCCUGAGGAGGUUCCUCCGGAGGUCAUCUCAAUCUACAACAGCACAAGGGACUUGCUGCAGGAGAAGGCGAACCACAGGGCAGCCUCUUGUGAAAAGGAGAGGAGUGAUGAGGAAUAUUACGCCAAAGAAGUUUACAAAAUUGACAUGGGGAUUUACCACCCGUCCGCAA
Messenger RNA from Python bivittatus (Burmese python), 827 nucleotides. The record is from RefSeq and is a predicted model, not a curated record. Lineage: Eukaryota; Metazoa; Chordata; Lepidosauria; Squamata; Pythonidae.